Linum trigynum is the source of this 2739-nucleotide messenger RNA. Lineage: Eukaryota; Viridiplantae; Streptophyta; Magnoliopsida; Malpighiales; Linaceae. The record is from the annotation of a GenBank genome assembly.
AUGGACGCGAUCGAGGAGCUCUCUCAGCUGUCCGACUCCAUGCGGCAAGCGGCGGCGUUGCUCGCUGACGAGGACGUUGACGAGGCCGCCAGCACGUCCUCUAGACGCGCAUCCACUUUCCUCAACGUUGUUGCCCUGGGAAAUGUUGGUGCUGGUAAAUCCGCUGUCUUGAACAGUUUAAUUGGACAUCCAGUUCUGCCAACUGGUGAAAAUGGUGCAACUCGAUCUCCUAUAAGCAUCGAUUUACAGAAGGAUGGUUCCUUGAGCAGCAAGUCAAUUAUUCUGCAAAUUGACAAUAAGUCUCAACAAGUUUCUGCAAGUGCUUUACGGCACUCCUUGCAGGACCGCCUGAGUAAGAGUGCGUCCGGGAAGAACCGAGAUGAAAUUUAUCUAAAACUACGCACAAGCACAGCUCCUCCCUUGAAACUAAUUGAUUUACCUGGGUUAGAUCAACGGAUCAUGGACGAUUCGAUGGUUAGUGAUUAUGCUGAGCGCAACGAUGCGAUAUUGCUGGUUGUUGUUCCUGCUGCCCAAGCACCUGAAAUAUCUUCGUCUCGGGCUCUCAGGGUUGCUAAGGAGUGUGAUGGAGAAAGCACCAGAACCAUUGGUGUGAUUAGUAAAAUCGAUCAAGCUGCUUCUGACCAGAAAGCCCUUGCAGCGGUUCAAGCUCUUUUGCUAAAUCAAGGGCCGCCUAAAACUGCUGACAUCCAGUGGGUUGCCUUAAUUGGUCAAUCUGUUUCUAUUGCUUCUGCACAGUCUGGGUCUGAGAACUCAUUGGAGACUGCAUGGAAGGCAGAGAGUGAGAGUCUGAAAUCCAUACUGACUGGAGCGCCCCAGAGUAAGCUGGGUAGAGUAGCUUUGGUGGAUGCUCUGGCACAGCAGAUCCGUAGACGUAUGAAAGUUCGGAUCCCUAACCUCCUAUCAGGUUUACAAGGGAAAUCCCAAAUAGUUCAAGAUGAGCUAGUAAGGCUUGGGGAGCAGAUGGUCUCAAGUUCUGAGGGUACAAAAGCAUUGGCCUUGGAACUUUGCCGUGAAUUUGAGGAUAAAUUUCUCCAACAUGUUACUACUGGUGAGGGUUCAGGCUGGAAGAUUGUUGCCAGCUUUGAGGGUAAUUUUCCAAAUAGGAUGAAACAGCUCCCUCUAGAAAGACAUUUUGACAUCAAUAAUGUUAAGCGGAUUGUGUUGGAAGCAGAUGGGUAUCAGCCAUAUCUGAUAUCACCAGAAAAAGGGUUGAGAUCACUAAUAAAAGGUGUCCUGGAACUUGCUAAAGAACCAGCACGCCUUUGUGUUGAUGAGGUGCACCGUGUCCUGGUUGAUAUAGUCUCUGCAUCCGCAAAUUCUACUCCGGGUUUGGGGAGAUAUCCUCCUUUCAAAAGAGAGGUUAUUGCCAUUGCAACUAAUGCAUUAGAAGGGUUCAAAGGUGAAGCAAAGAAGAUGGUUGUCGCACUAGUUGAUAUGGAACGAGCAUUUGUGCCUCCACAGCACUUCAUCCGUUUGGUGCAAAGGAGAAUGGAGAGACAACGACGAGAGGAUGAGCUUAAGAACAGGUCAUCCAGGAAGGGACAUGAUGCAGAGCAAUCAAUACUGAACAGGGCAACUAGUCCCCAGACAGAUGGUCAAGGAGGGAGCUUGAAAUCACUGAAAGAUAAAUCAAGUCAGUUAGAAAAAGAAGGAGAGGGUUCUCUGAAAGUUGCUGGAGCCGAAGGAGAAAUAACAGCAGGUUUUCUAUUAAAAAGGAGUGUUAAAAAGUCUGAUGGGUGGACCAAGCGGUGGUUUGUUUUGAAUGAGAAGACUGGGAAGCUUGGUUACACCAAGAAGCAGGAAGAGAGACACUUUCGUGGUGUGAUCACCUUAGAGGAGUGCAAUGUUGAAGAUAUUGUAGAGGAUGAAGAACCCCCGGCAAAAGAUAAAAAGGAUAAGAAGGAUAAGAAAGCCAAUGGACCAGAUUCCAAGGGGUACAAUCUCGUUUUCAAAAUUAGCAGCAAGGUUCCCUACAAAACAGUGGUGAAAACCCAUGGUACACUUAUUUUGAAGGCUGAGAGUGCCGCUGAUAAGGCGCAGUGGCUCAGCAAAAUAUCGAAAAUUGCUCAAAUUUCAAGACCACAGCCUAGGGGUGCUUCCCCGGAAGGUGGUCCCACUAUGCGCCAGAGUCUCUCUGAUGGUUCUCUCGAUUCAAUGGUUCGAAGGCCUGCAGAUCCUGAAGAGGAGCUUCGAUGGAUGUCCCAAGAAGUACGGGGUUAUGUCGAAGCAGUUUUGAAUAGCUUGGCUGCUAAUGUUCCCAAAGCAGUAGUGCUUUGCCAAGUGGAAAAAUCCAAAGAAGAUAUGUUGAACCAGCUCUACAGCUCUGUCAGUUCUCAAAGCGCUGGAAGGAUUGAGGAGUUGCUUCAAGAGGACCACAAUGUAAAGCAUAGGAGAGAGCGGUACCAGAAGCAGUCAUCGCUGCUGUCUAAAUUAACACGUCAGCUCAGCAUUCACGACAACCGGGCUGCAGCUGCUGCUGUUUCCACCAUGCCGAACGGCAGUGCAGAGAGCAGCCCUCGGACAAAUGGUCCACCUGUAGGUGACGACUGGAGAUCCGCAUUCGAUGCUGCCGCCAAUGGCUCGGUGGAUUACGGCCGAUCUUCAUCAAACGGUCGCAGCAGACACUCGUCGCAGAAUGGAGAUGUGAAUGCGAGCGGCCGCCGCACUCCGAACCGGUUGCCACCUGCGCCACCGGGUUCCUCUGGGUAUAGAUUUUAA